This is a messenger RNA of Corapipo altera (White-ruffed manakin), 3013 nucleotides long. Its product is annotated as 3 beta-hydroxysteroid dehydrogenase/Delta 5-->4-isomerase-like. Lineage: Eukaryota; Metazoa; Chordata; Aves; Passeriformes; Pipridae. Gene Ontology annotation, biological process: steroid biosynthetic process. The record is from RefSeq and is a predicted model, not a curated record. Bases 778 to 1911 code for a protein of 377 amino acids. Gene Ontology annotation, molecular function: 3-beta-hydroxy-Delta5-steroid dehydrogenase (NAD+) activity. The transcript is spliced from 4 exons.
GAGUUUUGCUAGAACUGGAGAAGCAGAAAAUACCUGGGCCUUUUCCCUGUGUUUUGAACAUGUAAACAACACAGCUCACUGCAGAGGAACAAGCAGCCUUGUUUUAAUUAGGUACACUCACACUAGACAUUUUCAGAGGUGAAUCUUUAUCUCCUGCAGCUUUAGUUUGUCUUUGAUGGUACAUUAAACCAUUUCAUCACCUUGAAUGCCUGUAGUAUACAAAAUGUAUAUACAAACACAAAAUCCCAGAGGUUAGUUUUUGAUUUUGCACAGAGUGAGGAACCCAUGCUAUAACAGGGAAGCACACUACCCAAAAAAUAGAGUCUGCUCCUCAAACCACUCUAAAUAGCUAGUCCUGCUAUUUACAUUUAAUUCUAAUGCUCCCUACCUCCAUGUUGACACUGUAUUACACAAGAAAGUGAAGCUAGAGAGAAUUAUCAGCAUGAGGGUUUACUCUCCUAGAAUUUAGGGCUGUGGGAUCACAUCUAGGCUUAGACCUCACUGCAUCCAGAGCUCUCCUCUUUGUGAAGGGUGGUGGUGGUGGUAUGGAAGGAUCACAUUCUUUUGCAGCAAAGGAGGCACUCAAGAGGGAGGGGGAGCAAAAUGACUGAGGUAGUGCUCUGCACUGUAUAAAUACAGGCAAAUCUCCACCACAGUCUUCUGCGUGUUAGAGAGGUGGAACCAAGGACUGAGGCAGAUUUUUGUGGAGCAGGAGGUGAACCAGCCUGCCUAAGCUCAAGAGACAGCCAGUUUGACACCGAGGAGCAACCCAGAGCAAUGUCCCUGGCUGGGGUAAGCUGUCUGGUGACAGGAGCAGGAGGAUUUCUUGGCCAGAGGAUUGUCCGCUUGCUUUUGGAAGAAGAGGAGGCUCUGGCUGAGAUCAGACUGCUGGACAAAGCCUUCAGUGAGGAAGCACUCGGCAGAUUUGAAAAGUUCAAGGGUAAGACUGAGGUGAAAAUCCUGGAAGGGGACAUCCGAGAUGUGACAUUCCUGCACCGUGCCUGUCAGGGGGUCUCCCUUGUCAUCCACACAGCUUCCCUCAUUGACACCCUGGGCCUCAUAGAGAAGAAGUUGCUCUGGGAAGUCAAUGUAACAGGUACUCAGCUACUGCUGGAAGCAUGUGUCCGCUGUAACGUCCAGCACUUCAUAUACACCAGUACCAUAGAAGUGACAGGCCCAAACUGCAGAGGUGACCCAAUUUUCAAUGGUGACGAAGAUACAGCUUAUGAGAGCAUCUCGAAAUUUCCUUACGCCCAAAGUAAGAGACUGGCAGAGGAUUCUGUGCUGAAAGCAGAUGGCCAGGUGCUAAAGGAUGGCGGCACACUGAUGACUUGUGCCCUGAGAUCCAUGUACAUUUUUGGAGAAGGAUGUCCGUUUCUUCAAGGUCAUCUGGACAAGUGCCUGUUGAACCAAAAUGUCUACCUGCGCUUCUCCAGGAAGGAGGCUUUGGUGAACCCUGUGUACGUGGGGAAUAUCGCCUGGGCACAUGUGCAGGCGGCCAAAGCCCUGAGAGUCCCGCAGAAAGCCAAGCAUGUCAGGGGGAAGUUCUACUACAUCUCAGAUGACACUCCUCACAUGAGCUACGCAGAUCUAAAUUACGAGCUGACCAAGGACCUGGGGUUUGGAAUCGAGCCCAAGCUCCCCAUGCCUCUGACAAUGUUGUAUUACUUCUCACUGCUGCUGGAGAUCGUGAGCUUCUUGCUCCGGCCCUUUGUCAGAUACAUCCCCUCCACCAACCGUCACCUGGUCACCCUCCUGAAUACUCCAUUCACCUUUUCUUAUAGAAAAGCACAAAAGGAUUUUGGCUAUGUGCCCCGCUACACAUGGGAAGAAGCCAAGCAGUGUACUGGUGAGUGGAUUGCCUCUGUGAUCCCGCAGCGAAGGCUGUACUUGCAAAGCAAUGCUGCCUAAGCCUAAAGAGAAGCUGAAACCCAGCUAAACAAGUAGGGCCUUGAGCUAGAGGAGAGCUGUGGAAGCAGCAGCAGCAGCAGAUGACUACAAAGCAUUUAAAAGAAUACUUUGUGUAACAGCCCACUGCCCUACCCCCACCCCCAACCUCAGAAUAAAUAAAAGUGAAAUGUUCGUUUGCUUAUGAAAUACAGGCUGAUGAGAGUAACUUUACUGUAUAGUCCACACACACUUCUACAUCCUUGCAGCACAAAGAUUUACUUUGAUAAGAUUCCACAAAAUCCACGGUAUGAACACAUGAACCCUUCUUUCACUCCAAGCCACCUUUUCCACCAAAGCACAACUUUUCCUAGAACUAUGAUUUCUCUUUACAAAUAUGUGCCACUCAGCUACACCCUAUUCACUCAGUGUCGCUUACCAACCUUACCAAACAUGCAGCAGGCAGAAGCCACCUGAUUGCAAAAUCUGUUACAAAUUUUUAAGAGCGUUGUGCCAUUCACCUGGCAGUCAAACUUUGAGCCCUGUAUGCAUUGUGAGGCCAAAAGUGCAAUACAGUUUCAGUAAGGACAGUGUGUGGAGGGAGAGAAGGGGGAGAUUUGGUCAGGUUAAUACUUCCUUGUAAAUUCUCUUUUUCCUAGUUACAAAUUUUGCAAUAAAUCUGACGGGUGUCCAGCAAACAGCUUCAAGAGAAUGAAAGGGAGAAAAAUACUACAGGACAGCCUUGGUCCUUUGCAGAGUCAAAGUAUUUGUGAACACUGAGAAAAAGCAAACAGUGCUGAAAAAAAUCAUGCAAUUACCAGGUUUCAGCUGGGAACAAAGGCUAACCUUAGGAGAUAGGUGCACAUGUGCUGUUCCCAUUCUACUCUGAUGGCCAUAUGAAUUUCUGCAGAAUGUGUAACUUGACUUUCAGGCCAAAAAUGCAGAUCUUGUCUGAACAAGCAGAUGUCAUCCAGUGUUUGUUUCUUCAGCGUAUGUCUCACUUGUUGAAAACAACUCUAAGAGAUGGGAAUUUCUCUGUUCUGUUCAGGAUGGUGUGAACAGAAACUUUUUACCUGACUGAGUACUAAUGUAAAUAAAUCACAAUUCCAGAGAUGCUGACAGCUUA